Medicago truncatula (barrel medic) is the source of this 1431-nucleotide messenger RNA. Its product is annotated as serine/threonine-protein kinase rio1. NCBI's taxonomy places the organism in Eukaryota, Viridiplantae, Streptophyta, Magnoliopsida, Fabales, Fabaceae. The transcript is spliced from 12 exons. Gene Ontology annotation, molecular function: protein serine/threonine kinase activity; ATP binding. The coding region runs from base 1 to 1431 and encodes 476 amino acids. The record is from RefSeq and is a predicted model, not a curated record. Gene Ontology annotation, biological process: protein phosphorylation.
AUGGUCAUGGAGGUCGAACAGAAAAUCGAUGAUGAUGAACUAGAAUCAAUGGCCAUUGAGGUGGAACAACAAAACAGUUAUGAAGAUGAUGAAUUCAAAAGCGAUGAUCAUGACUCGUUUUCCUCAGGUUCCGAAUUUGAUGAUGCUUCCCCAUUAGAGGAUUUGGAAGGAAGAAUGAAUAUUGCCAUGUCUAACAGUGUUACAACAGAAAUUCGUGGAUGUGUGAAAGAGAUGGCCAUUGGUAAAACUAAAACUAAUGACAAAGCCGACCGAGCCACUGUUGAGAAUGCAAUUGAUCCCAGAACGCGCAUGGAAAUAUACAAGAUGAUGAACAAACGUUGGUUUCAAGAUUCCAAUGGAUGCAUUUUAACUAGAAAAGAAGCAAAUGUUUAUCAUGCUACAAAAUCCGAUGGUCGAGAACUUGCAAUUAAAAUAUACAAAACAUCUGUUCUGGCAUUUAAGGAUAGAGCUAGAUAUGUGAAAGGAGAUCGCCGGUUUGAAAACGAGUACUGUGGGUCUAAUCCCCGAAAAAUGGUAAAAACAUGGGCAGAAAAGGAAAGGAGUAAUCUUUCGAGGCUAAAGGCAGAAGGAAUUAGGUGCCCUAAACCAUAUCUUCUGAAGCAACAUAUCCUUGUUAUGGAAUUUAUUGGAAAGGAUGGUUGUGCCGCUCCACGUCUCAAAGACGCAGAUUUAUCUUUAGACAGGCUACGGGAAGGCUAUGUUGAGAUGAUUGUUGCAAUGCGGACAUUAUAUCAGAAGUGCAGAUUGGUGCAUGGCGACCUCAGUGAAUAUAAUAUACUUUAUAAUGAGGGUCACUUAUAUAUUAUUGAUGUUUCUCAAGGGGUUGACCUUGACCAUCCUCUUGCUUUUGAGUUUCUGAUUGAAGACUGUAUUCACGUAUCCGAUUUCUUUAAAAAGCAUGGUGUAGGUGUCAUGACAAUAGUAGAACUGUUUGUUUUUAUUUUUGAUGCAUUGAUUGCCGACGAUGCUGUGGAUAGUUAUUUGGAAGAGGUGCAACAAAAACUUUUGGCCAGAGGAGAUGUAUCGAUAGAGGAUGAGAAUGCAGACCGUCUAUUUGCGAAGGAAUACAUUGCAAAUAAACUUGUCGAUGUUAAGACAAUGAACGGCAAAGACAUUUUAGAUUUGUAUUAUCAGACAAUUCCUGGACUUUUAGUUGCCGCAGCUGCAGGGCCAAACAAUCUAUUAGAUGAUGCCGAGUCUCAACCCAGUGAGGACAAUGGUGACAUAAGUGAUUCUGAAGAGAUUUUAUAUUCUGAAAGUGGUUCAGAUACUCAAGAGAAGAAAGAUGCUAGAAAAAAAGCUAGGAAAGAAAAUAAAAAGAAGGUGAAAGAAGAGAAUAAAGAAAAAAGGAAAAAGAAAAAACUGAGGAAAAUAGAGAGAAAAUUGUCUAAAGCCCCCAAGACCAGAUAG